GGUACUCCAUCGCAGGCAAGCGACAUUAUUUCUUCAUCUUCUUGGUUGAUAUCCAGGAUGGCAACUUCCAGUGCAAAGCAAUUGUUUUGCUACCUCCAUAUAGGAGGACAAUUUAUUAAUGGUGUAGAAGGUGAAACGCAGUAUGUUGGAGGUGGUGUGAGAACAAGAAUGAUAAAGGAAGGGACAUCAUAUGGAGAAUUUAGAACAAUGGUGGCAUCAAUUGUGGGAAAAGAAAGUAAUGGAAUGGUUAUGAAAUUCACAGUAACCUUUGAUGAGUGUACAUUUGUGGACCUUGUAGAUGAUGAAGGAGUAGAACAUUUGAUUAACUUCAAUGGCGACAGUGGUCAUGUAUAUAUAGGAGAAAAUGGAGAUCAAAAUUCACAACUAACAAGGGAUGUUGUAAUAGAAGAGCAACAUGUGAUGGAAGACUUGUUCGGAGGUUCAGAUACAUUGUCCAUGUCUCCACCUAAUGUGGUUAGUGAAGACCCACUAUUGUUGCCAUGUGGUUCAGAAAUGAUGCCAACCCCAAUUCCGGAAAUGAAUUCAAUAAAGUGGAAGGGUUUGGUUAUCGGAGAAGGACAGAUUUUUCCUAAUGCAGUGGCUCUUAGGCAAGCACUGUAUAGGUAUAUGGGUGCAUACUCAAUGGGACAAAGACAAGAUUCUGAGUUGUUAAUAAUUAGAACCUUAAGAAGUGAGCAUGUGCAUUAUGCACAGGACAGCUUGGUUGUAUCUCACUCUAGAGGGUCAAACUUAACAUCAUCAAUCAUGAUAGAUUCUUUGAGGUGUAAUAUAGACAAGAAUGCUAAUGAACUUAGAAGAGAUCUGUAUAGAGAAUAUGGGGUGCGACUGAAUUAUAGUCAAGCAUACAGGGGUAGAGAAAGAGCAUUGAGGGAAAUACAUGGUCGUGCACAGGAUUCAUACAUGGCGAUUCCCUGGAUUUGUGAAAGGCUCAUUGAAACUGAUCCAAACACAAGUGCUCGAUGGGAAGGGUUGGAUAGUAACAGAUUUCAGAGGGUGUUCAUUGCUUAUGGAUGCUCAAUUAAUGGAUUUUUAGAAGGGUGUCGACAUAUACUUUAUAUAGACGGCUGUCAUCUAAGUGGUCCUUACAGGGGGACAUUGAUUUCAGCUAAUGCAUAUGAUGCAGACAAUGAACUAUUUCCAUUAGCAUAUGCUAUAGUUAGUGGGGAGACAUAUGAUGAUUGGGCUUGGUUUCUCCAGAACAUCAAAGACAUCACAAGAUCAGUGGAGACAACGAUAGUUUCAGAUCGGAAUAAUGCCAUUAUAGGUGCUGUGCGAACAAUAUUUGGUGGCGAGAGACAUGCUUUUUGUUAUAGGCAUGUGAAAGAAAAUUUUAGUGCACAUUAUUUAAAAAUUAACCGAGGCAGGGGACGAGUUUCAGGUACUUCAAAGGACGUUGCAUUGAAAAUGCUGGAUGGAAUCGCCUAUGCAAGGAUUGAGGAUGAAUAUGUUGCUGCAAUGGGGAAACUUAGAUCAUUCUGUCCACAAUUGGCUGAUUGGGUUGACACUCAAGGAGAUGUAGAUCGGUGGGCUUUAAGCAAAUUCCCGUUUAAGCGAUGGGAUAACAUCACUACUAAUGUUGCGGAGUCGUUUAAUGCCUGGAUUUUGAAGGAGAGGAAGCACAAUGUGUCAGUUCUCAUACAUGAGCAUAUGGAGAAAUUAGCCAAGAAGAUGGUUGCAAGCAAAAUGGCAAUGGAAAAUUGGACAAAUGGCGUUGGGCCAAAUAUUGAGUCCAAGUUGCAAGAAAAAGUAGCAAGAGCGGAGAAUAUGCAUACUGUAUAUUAUGGAGAUAACCGAGUUCAAGUUGAUACUACAUCUCCUACUGGAAUAAUUUGUGUCACUGUUGAUCUCACAGCUCAGAAAUGCACUUGUUUAGCAUGGCAAAUGAGCGGAGUACCUUGUGCUCAUGCCUGUGCAGCGAUAAAGCUACUUCAUGGUAGUGUUUAUGAAUUUGUAGAUGAUUGCUAUAAGCUGUCAGCCCAAGAGAAGAUAUAUGCAAGUAGUAUGAGGCCAAUUGCGACACAUGAUUGUCCUCGUCCCGAAGCUCUCACCGUUACGCAGAUGAUGACGGGAACAUUUUUACAGCCACCAAUCACUAAAAGACCCUCAGGGAGGCCAAAGAAAAGAAGGAUUGAAUCUCAAUUUCAAAGUAAAAAACUUUACCACUGUGGAAGAUGCCAUGAGCCAGGCCACACUGUGAAGACUUGCCAGAACCCCAAUCCAAGUUGAGCUUUGCUGGUGGCUUGUUGAUAUUUCGUUUUGUGAAUGCUUGUGACAGCAUUUUUUUUGUAAAUGUCAUAACCUACACCUCAAGUUGUCCGUCAUUAUCCACACAUGCAACACGUAUGCUUUUUUGAAUAGGUUGUAAAUUUGGUGUAGUUAUGUUGUACAUAUAUAUAUCAAGUGGUAAAUGACACCUGGUUGUAAUCUGAUAUAACAUCAUUUCUGUAUUUUUGAUGUACUGGUGAAUAGGUUGUAAUGGACUUGUUAUCAGACGCCAUGCAGGUUGUCAUUAGCAGUCUCAAUUAUGUUACUGAUAUAAAGUGACAAUUUCUCCUA
Messenger RNA from Neltuma alba, 2577 nucleotides. RefSeq lists its product as uncharacterized. Gene Ontology annotation, molecular function: zinc ion binding. The record is from RefSeq and is a predicted model, not a curated record. Lineage: Eukaryota; Viridiplantae; Streptophyta; Magnoliopsida; Fabales; Fabaceae. Bases 58 to 2247 code for a protein of 729 amino acids. The transcript is spliced from 4 exons.